CAGUGAUCAAGUACACCAGCUAUAUUUCAGUUAUAUCUAAAAACAUUAAACAACAUAACGCAUUCGUAUUUAAUGCACAAAAUGAAUAAAUCCUAGACAAAGUUGCUUGUAUCUAUACUUCAAUACAAUAUAAUGCUAUCUAUAAUAAUUCAUUGUUAUCAACGCUUAAUUGAUAUCAAAUAAAUGUAUUGGACAUGUAAAUACUAAUAGCAAUUGUGAUGUCUUACUUAUCGCAACUCAUAACAUUUACAUUAUACUUCUCAACUGAGACAAUUGUACGUUUGAAUAGUAGUGUUUUACAAACAAUGGGACUUGAGAUCAUAAAAUAACAACUUAAAAGUGUUUUGAACAUCACGAAACAACAUGGCAGAGGAAAAACAGAAAAACACCGAAUGGAUAGAAGAGAAUCCGUUGAAGGGAACUGUGAUUGAGAAAGUGGAGAAAAAAACAUGGGGUGAAAAGUAUGAACAUGUGAAAAGGAAUAUAACAGUGGAACCUUUGCUCGCUGGUCUCAUAAUACCGAGCGUGAUAUCAAGAUUUGCGAUGGGUAAUCUCAAUUUGGAUAAAGCAUGCCGAGUUAACCUACAAUUCGGAAAUGAGGUUUGCGACGCCUUAGUAGCAAAGAACAGCAGUAACUUUUCUUCGUAUGAAAAACAAGUUCAGCAACUUAUUGCAUCUAUAGACAUUUGGAAGAGCAUCAUUCAUACCGGAUUACCUUGUUUGAUGAUAAUGUUCUUAGGAGCUUGGAGUGACAGAACUGGAAAGAGGAAGAUUAUUAUAUUACUCCCAGUUAUAGGAGAACUUUUGACAUCCAUCAGCAAUUUAAUUAAUGUGUACUUCUUCUAUGAAAUUCCUGUUGAAGUCACUGUGUUCUUAGAAACUUUCUUUCCUGCUAUAACUGGUGGAUGGGUUACAAUGUUCCUAGGUGUUUUCAGUUACAUUAGUGAUAUAACUUCGGAAAAGACUAGAACAUUUAGAGUAGGUUUAGUUAAUUUCUGUAUGACCUCCGGACUCCCGAUCGGGCUUGGCCUCAGUGGCAUUAUUUUGAAGAACUUCGGAUACUACGGCGUAUUUUCGAUGACCACAGUGAUGUUUGUCCUGGUGCUCACAUAUGGAUUCACUUGUCUGAAGGAGCCAGACCAGUUUCUCAAAGAACAAGGAUUAACCCCGAUUGAACGCAAAUCGUCGCCAGAUGUGUCGUUCUUCGAUCUUACUCACGUGGGUGAGACUAUGAAGGUCGCGUAUCGUCCUCGGCUACUUAACAAAAGGGUCAAGGUUAUACUUACUCUGUUUGCAGUCUUCAUACUGUAUGGACCGGCUACAUCUGAAUUCCAAGUAUUGUACCUGUUUCUAAGAAACCGGCUCAAUUGGGAUAUGGUGAAGUUUGGUCUAUUCUGCAGUUACUCGAUCAUAUUGCAUUCUUUUGGCGCCAUGUUUUCUAUCACAGUGUUAAGCAAGAAACUACAAGUUGAUGACUCCGUUCUGUGCCUGAUCUCUCUUUUCAGCAAAUUCGUGGGCUCCAUAUGGACGGCUUUUGUUCAGACUGACCUCGAAAUGUAUAUGCUUCCGAUAGUAGAGUUGUUCAACGCAACCACAUUUACAUCACUGCGAUCCAUAAUUUCCAAGUUGGUGGACAAACAGGAAACCGCUAAAGUGAAUUCGCUAUUUUCGUUAACGGAGACGGUGGCGGCACUUGUAUUCCAUCCAUUCUACGCGUGGUUAUAUAUGAGCACUCUGUACAUAUUCUCUGGCUCCGUGUUCAUUAUGAGCGCUAUUUUCAUCAUACCUGGCAUCAUCAUACUCUCAUGGUUCUACUAUAACCACAGAAAAGACUUCAGGCAAACGAGAAAGCAAGCACUCGAGGCCGAAGAUAAAAAAGACGAAGAUCCAAAAAAGUCAUCUUUAUCAUUCCAUCCAGAUAAAAGUGUCGUGGCUAAUGAGAAGAAACACGAAACUUGCAUACCAAAAACAGAAGAAAAGAGAAAGAAAGAAAAUCCACUAGACGAUAUUAAAAAGUCCCCUAAGUAUCUAUAAGCAAUAAAAAUAAAGUAUUAUUUAACUCCCGUACGCGUCAAUUGACCAACUCCUAAAACAAUUUGUCUACACCUAAAUAUCACUUUUACUCGAGUCACACGAUAUGUUAG
Molecule: messenger RNA, 2144 nt
Organism: Diatraea saccharalis (sugarcane borer)
Lineage: Eukaryota; Metazoa; Arthropoda; Insecta; Lepidoptera; Crambidae
Source: the annotation of a GenBank genome assembly